GUGCUUCUGUAUUCAUAUUUUCUGCUUGUCAAAUACAGUCACAUGACAGCUUCCUGUAGCCUUAUCAACAAAGACUCCUCGCCUUCAGGAUAACUUUUCUCCGUUGUUCCUGUACGGUACAAACAGGUCGGGAUGUGUCUCAGAUAACACCGCUGUGUGUUAACAUCGCUCCUUGUUGUUUUAGGACAGAGACAAAGCACAGAGCGGAAGUUUAAAAGAUGUCGGCCGCCGUGGACUUCCACUCUCAGAUCGCCUCCAUCAUGGAGGUGCUGGCUAACGCGGCCGUGGCGGAGAUCUGUAAGGUGGUAGACGACGGCUACGCGGUGGUUCACCUGGAGAUGACCCGCAGCCAGAAGGAGAGCGAGUUCCUGCGGAGGAAGAUCAAACUGCUGGAGCUGCAGGUCGCCCGGUACCGAGCCGAGAGGGUGAAGGCGGCGGAGGGAUCUGUGAACAGCCGCUUCCAUGGGGUCCGCCUCUUCAGCCGGCAGAGCAGAGACUCAGCGGCCGGCCCCUCUCUGCAGGGCAGGACCAGGUUUUUGAAUCGGGGUCCAGCAGCCCAGCAGUCUCUGCAGAAGACCCCCCCUAUAAUCCUGGACCAGGACCCUGAUCAGGAGGUCGUCACCACCACUAAAACUGAGUCUGCAGAGCCUGAGGAGGAGGAGGAGCUGCUCAUAGUGAAGGUGGAGGGAGCCACUGAGACCGCCACCGCCCACCAGGAGGCGUCAUCGAACCCCUGCAUCAACAGAGGAGACAUCGACCCCCCCACAUCGCUCCCCACCACCUCAAAGGACGGCGGAAGACAGCUCAGUGAAAUGGAGGUCAGUGGAUCUGACGUCGUCACCUUUGUUGUCAGCAGGACACCUGAGACUGACCGCAGAGACCCCGCCCACUGCUCACUGAUCACAGGAAGUGAAGUAAGAGCAGGGGGCGCUGAAGUGACGGCUUCCUGUGAUGGUGUAAGAGACGGCAGGAGGGAGAAGGCGUUGUCCCUGUUAGAGGUGAUAGUGAUUGAUGGAGGGGGGGAGGGGUCAGGUGAGACUCAGAGAGGGAGUGACAGACAUGAACAAAAAUCUGCCAUGAUGCAGCGUGCUGGGCAGGUCAAAAGGUCAGUCCUUCUUCCCAGUGACCCCAUUGGACCAUCCAGAGGAGGCUCUGCCUCCAGCAUUAGCCUCUCCAGUAACCCCCCAGGUGUUUCUCUGCCCCGCCCAGCGAGCCUCCACAGACCCGCCCCCAGAGGCCUCCACCUGGCCUUCUACCACGCAGCCACAAUGGAGCGUCCGUACGGCUGCACCCGCUGCACAAAGCGCUUCUUCCUGGAGUCGGACCUGCAGAAACAUGCGGCGCGGCACACCCGGGAGAAACCAUACGCCUGCUCGCUGUGCGGGAAGAGCUUCGUGUGUCAGAGCCAGCUGGACAUUCACCACAACGUUCACACAGGGGAAAGACCGUUCAGCUGCUCCGUCUGCAGCCGCCGCUUUUCCCACCCCAGCAACCUGAAGAGGCACCAGAAGAUCCAGCACGCCCAGGGACGUCCGACACACCUGAGCAGCCCUCCGAGCGAGUGGGAAGAGAAGAAGGAGGUGACAGGUGACUCCCCAGAGAAAAAAAGCCCAACUCAAUCACUGCUCUACUGGCCAGAGAGCAAGCAGUCUGGAGGAUCAGAGCGGCCUUCUUGUUCCUCAUACACAGCAGUCUCUGCAGCAGGAAGUUCAUUCAGCCUCACAGGCAAAGUGAGGUCAAUCCCAGAGCCUGACGUCAUUGUGAUUGACUCGGGACAGGAUGGCUGUGGUGGUCUGAUACCUGGAGCGUGUAGAUGGGAUGGAGUGGAGGGUGUAACCAGGUCUCAGAACCCCUCCCUGCUGUGUCUGUCUUCAGGGGAAUCCACUUGGGACAUCUCUGCCCACACCACCUCCCCUGUUACCAUGGAUAAAGUAAACCUCCUGCAGCAGAACUCAUGGUCAGGAGUCCAGCAAAUGGACCACUUCUCUGAUCAGAUCAGAACCAGGCACCCAACACUCAGAACCAGAAUUCCUUGUCCCAGGAGCCCAGCCUCCCCUUCCCCUGCUCCAUCUGCUCACGCCGGUGACCAACAAAGGACUGCCCACUUGCUGCUUGACUGGCAGGAGAGACAGAUUGGAGACACACAUACAGGAGCAGGAAUCUGGGUCAAAUUCUCACUCCACUGUAAGCUCCUCAUCCACGAGCGCACCCACACUGGAGAGAAGCCAUACCAGUGCUCUCAGUGCGACAAGAGGUUUGGCAGGGUUUGCAGCCUGAAGCAGCACCAGAUGCUUCAUACGGGGGAGAGACCAUUCCACUGCCCCCACUGCGAAAAGGCUUUCCUCACUUCUGCCGACCUGAAGAAUCACAUGAUGUUCCACACUGGGGAGAGACCGUUCCACUGCCCCCACUGCGAAAAGGCUUUCCUCACUUCUGCCAACCUGAAGAAUCACAUGAUGUUCCACACUGGGGAGAGACCGUUCUCACUGCGAGAAGACGUUCUCCAACUCCACCAGCCUGAGGGUCCACCAGAGCGUCCACACUGAAGAGAGAUGCUUCCACUGCUCCAAGUGUGGCAAGAACUUCUCCUUCCUCAGCGAACUCAUCUGACACCAGGCGAUGCACCACAACAAGUGACACAAAGAAACAGAGAUACAGGGACACAA
Messenger RNA from Labrus mixtus (cuckoo wrasse), 2666 nucleotides. Its product is annotated as zinc finger protein 420-like. The record is from RefSeq and is a predicted model, not a curated record. The transcript is spliced from 7 exons. Gene Ontology annotation, biological process: regulation of transcription by RNA polymerase II. Bases 219 to 2546 code for a protein of 775 amino acids. Gene Ontology annotation, molecular function: RNA polymerase II cis-regulatory region sequence-specific DNA binding; DNA-binding transcription factor activity. Lineage: Eukaryota; Metazoa; Chordata; Actinopteri; Labriformes; Labridae.